CCAACCUUCACUGUUGUUUCAACAUCCCAUUCCUCACCAGACGGUGGUCGGGUCCGUCUCAAAUGACCUCCACAAGUUGCUUGAAUACUUUCAAUCAGCACUAAGUCUGGUGAGAGGUACAAUCUAUUCAUUCGUCGUCGCUCUCUCAAGCCGCCAGACCUCUACUUUAGCUGGAUUAUUGCUCGGAGGCGGAGAAGGGUUUGGUAGUCGUCAACCGAUUCAUUCACCACCACCCCCCAAAAAGGCGCCGUGCAGCGAUCCGAUUGACGGGAAACACAAAAUAUCUUCCUAAUCUACCAUCUCACAAGCGCUUUCACAAUUGAUCUACUAUAUACCACCAUACACUUUGCGAUCCGACAUUGGCGACUGUCGCAUUACCCAGACUGGCCAAAGCCCAUCCCUCCUUCGACCGCCAUUUGAACCAGGCGAGAUCAGCCACCCCCGCCAGAAGGAUGGGCGACAACAUCCACGACACAAAUACGGUUGCCACCCGCAGCGCAACAAGAAAUGCUUCACGUGCGAAACCAUCGGGAAGUGCCGCCAAUGCAUUGAACCUCGCAUCCCCACCUGGGUCAAGAACGCCGCCCAGCAUGCCAUCAAAAAAGACCAUAUUCUAUCCUGAUUCGCUAGGGAGGCAACAUAAAACCCGACAUGGCUCGGAGGCCAUUGACCCAGAUGCGCUUGCGAAGGCUUUGAAGGAUUACGAGGACGCUGGGCGCCCUCACGAGAGAACACCCGGGACCAGUCCCAGUCGGAAAAGGCAGCGAGUAUAUGGCGACAGAUUUAUCCCGAAUCGGGAGGGGCAGGACCUCCAGGCAACCUACAGUUUGCUCCACGAGGACGGGUGCCCUUCUACACCUUCGAAAUCGAAAAAGCGUGCGCCGCACUCGGAGCUUCAUUUUCAAAAGACGGAGGAAGCAAACAGGAUGUACUCACGAGUCCUACGGAGCGAGCUGUUUGGUAGUACUGUCCCGCAAGCUGACCUAGAAUCAUUAUCACCGGAUCCUUUGCUGGGCCUCGGUAAUGGUAUCAAUGAAAAGACUCGCUCCCAUACCCCUCCGUCGCAUGUGUCCAAUCUUCCUCCAGCAAGCAUAACACCGUCGACACCCCACAAGAACCUUUUCAACUACGCCUCCCCACGUGGAUCUGGACAUCCCACCCCUUCUAAAACCCCCCGGAGUCAACAUGGCCCCAACCUUAAUGUUCGAUCAGAGCUUUACAGUCUGUCACCGAUCCGCUACGAUAGCCAGCGCAUCCUUGAGACCCCCCGCAAACAACCACGUUAUGUCAACAAAGUACCAUACAAGGUACUGGACGCGCCUGACUUGCAAGAUGAUUUCUAUUUAAAUCUGGUGGACUGGGGAAGUAGUAACGUAUUAGGUGUUGGCCUUGGAAACUCCGUCUAUAUGUGGAAUUCGCAAAGCGGAACAGUAACUAAGCUAUGUGAGCUCAGAGACGAUACCGUCACGAGCGUCAACUGGAUUCAAAGGGGUACACAUCUUGCUAUAGGGACUGGGAAGGGACUUGUGCAGAUCUGGGAUGCAGAACGCUGUCGCCGUCUACGAACGAUGAUUGGCCAUACCAAUCGUGUAGGUGCCCUGGCUUGGAAUGAUCAUAUCCUUACAUCCGGCUCGCGAGAUCGCCUCAUCUAUCACCGAGAUGUCCGCUCUCCAGAUCAAUACCUCCGGCGGCUUUCUGGCCAUAAGCAAGAAGUCUGCGGUCUCCGAUGGAAUACAGAAGACGGUCAAUUGGCUUCGGGUGGUAACGAUAACAAGCUUUUGGUAUGGGAUAAGCUUAACGAGACGCCCCUCUAUCGAUUUUCUGACCACACUGCCGCUGUGAAAGCGAUUACUUGGUCGCCCCAUCAGCAUCAUUUGCUUGCAUCGGGUGGUGGAACGGCCGAUCGAACUAUCAAGUUCUGGAAUACCUCGACUGGAUCUUUGAUCAAGGAAGUUGACACGGGCAGUCAAGUCUGCAACCUAGCCUGGUCGAAGAAUUCGGACGAAAUCAUCAGCACACACGGCUACAGUCAGAACCAGAUUGUAAUCUGGAAAUAUCCACGUAUGGAACAGAUCGUAUCAUUAACGGGGCAUACGUUCCGUGUCCUGUAUCUGGCAAUGAGUCCCGAUGGCCAAACGGUGGUUACGGGUGCUGGUGAUGAGACUUUGCGGUUUUGGAAAAUUUUCAACAAGAGGUCCGGGAGAGACCAAGGGCGUGAAGGCAGCAAGUUGGCGGAAUGGGGCACCAUCCGGUGAUAUUACGAUCGAUAUUUUUGAUGACCUUAGUGCUACGGCAUCUUUAACAUACCCUGCAAAGGGGUUUCGAUAUGCAUUAGACACGGCGUUCACGGAAUUUGGCGUUGUUUCGAUCCUGGGUAUAUCCUUGGUCGGUCCGGGGGAAGGGCUAUCAUGGUUUAAUUGGCAUCUCUCGCAUUUUGUGGGUUUACGGCAUUUGACAGGCGCUUGUUUGCGAGGCGCUUGUGUCCCAGCAUUUGAUCACAUAUUUUGUCAUGUACCGUUGGCCUUAUUCGUGCUGCACGCACUUUCGCCACUAAGCCUGCGUUUCUGCGCCACUUCGUUUGAUUUUACAUUAACCAACCUUGUUUCCGUUACUAGGCCACUAACUAGCCUUUCGCAACCAAUCCCGCAUCUCUCUGUGCACUCAGAAAUGUAAGCGACGGCGCUCAUGGUGUUCGACAGGUGGCCAACUGCGGCGUCUGCUCCUCAGGACAGGUGGUUGCGAAGCCUCGAGUUCUCUCAUCUUUCCAUUGUCGCAUUAUAUGUACCUUUUUUCUCUCUUCCUUUUUUUUUUUUUUUUUUUUUUUUUUUU
Aspergillus pseudotamarii is the source of this 2829-nucleotide messenger RNA. RefSeq names its product WD40 repeat domain-containing protein. NCBI's taxonomy places the organism in Eukaryota, Fungi, Ascomycota, Eurotiomycetes, Eurotiales, Aspergillaceae. The record is from RefSeq and is a predicted model, not a curated record. Bases 453 to 2255 code for a protein of 600 amino acids. Gene Ontology annotation, biological process: anaphase-promoting complex-dependent catabolic process; positive regulation of anaphase-promoting complex-dependent catabolic process; positive regulation of ubiquitin protein ligase activity. The transcript has 4 exons. Gene Ontology annotation, cellular component: anaphase-promoting complex. Gene Ontology annotation, molecular function: protein binding; ubiquitin ligase activator activity; anaphase-promoting complex binding.